AUGAUGAAAGUAGAACUAAAUGAUGGUGAUGUUAGAGAGGAAGAGGAGGGUUUUAUAAAUUAUGGAGAGAAACGUCAUGGAGUCCAAGAAUACAUCUCAUUCUAUCUCAUCCAGAUCUCAUCCUUUGCCAACCAAUCAUGGGCACAUAAUCAGGGCUCUGGUUGCCUGGAUGAGUUGCAGACUCAUAGCUGGGAGAGUGAAACAGGCACAAUAAUUUUCCUGCACAUCUGGUUAAAAGGCAACUUCAACAAUGAGGAGCUGAUAGACCUGGAGCUGUUAUUCCAUGUCUAUAUGAUAGAAUUAACUCAGGAGAUUCAAGAUUAUGCCAGUCGACUGAAAUUUCAAUAUCCCUUUGAAUUACAGGUGAGCAUUGGCUGUAAGCUGCAUUCUAGGGAAACUGCAAAAGGGUUUUUUCAGGUAGCAUAUCAAGGAUCAGAUUUCUUGAGUUUCCGAAACAUGUCAUGGGUGCCAUCUCCAGAGGGUGAGAGUGGGGCCCAGCGUGUCUGUGAUCUAAUCAAUCAUAUCAGCAACGUCUGUCCCCGAUUUCCCUUGGGUCUCCUUGAUGCAGGGAAGAUGUAUCUCCAGAGGCAAGUGAGACCAGAGGCCUGGCUGAACUGCAGCCCCAUCCUUGGGUCAAGCCAGCUGUUGCUGGUUUAUCGUGUGUCUGAUUUCUAUCCAAAGCCUGUCUGGGUGAUGUGGAUGUGGGGUGAACAGGACCAGCCAGGCACUCAGCAAGGUGACAUUCUGCCCAAUGUUGAUGGGACAUGGUAUCUUCACAUGAUCCUUCAUGUCGAGGCUGAGAAGGAAUCUGGCCUGAGUUGCAGGGUGAGGCACAGCAGUCUAGAAGGCCAGGACAUCAUCCUCUACUGGGGACAUCAUCUUUCCAUGAACUUGAUACCGUUGGCAGUGAUAGUGUCCCUAAUGCCCAUGGUCCUUGCAUUAUGGUUUAGGAAGUGCUGUUCGUAUCAAGGCAUCCCAUGAGAUUCUUCACCAUGCCUCCCCAACUGGAAUGAGAACCCAACAGCC
Messenger RNA from Hippopotamus amphibius kiboko, 1026 nucleotides. RefSeq names its product T-cell surface glycoprotein CD1c-like. Gene Ontology annotation, cellular component: external side of plasma membrane. Gene Ontology annotation, molecular function: exogenous lipid antigen binding; lipopeptide binding; endogenous lipid antigen binding. The record is from RefSeq and is a predicted model, not a curated record. Gene Ontology annotation, biological process: immune response; antigen processing and presentation, exogenous lipid antigen via MHC class Ib; positive regulation of T cell mediated cytotoxicity. NCBI's taxonomy places the organism in Eukaryota, Metazoa, Chordata, Mammalia, Artiodactyla, Hippopotamidae.